Molecule: messenger RNA, 2936 nt
Organism: Chlamydomonas reinhardtii
Lineage: Eukaryota; Viridiplantae; Chlorophyta; Chlorophyceae; Chlamydomonadales; Chlamydomonadaceae
Exons: 8
Coding region: 296-2362 (688 amino acids)
Biological process (GO): Mo-molybdopterin cofactor biosynthetic process
Molecular function (GO): metal ion binding; 4 iron, 4 sulfur cluster binding; GTP 3',8'-cyclase activity
Source: RefSeq, a predicted model, not a curated record
AUUAUGCACUGUGCAUUGCAGUUCUGGCACAGUGCUGAAGGGGCAAUCAAGGGAUGCAGGAAGGGAAAAGGCACCCGCAGAUGGCCCCCAACUGUGCCAGAGAGACCUCAUGCGAGAGUCCGUCGCAAAUGGGCAGCGACAAGAUUUAUAUUAGCAACUGCGCACACAAAGCUGCUAACCGUUCGUCCCACAAUUAUAAGCCCUGGUCUCACGUGCGCGUGGGUCUGCUUUUUCCCAAGCGAGGCGCUGGCGAAGACCUCAUUGUGCCUCGGCAACAGCACAUGGUUUGGUAAUCAUGUCACGAGCCAUUGAAGGAGUGGCCAAUCGGCUGUGGGCACAGUCACGCAAUGCCUUGGCGGGCACCGCGCAGCAGUCGUUGCUUGCGGCCUCAACGAGCUCGCUGCCCUCCACUCCAGAACUUCCAAAAAUUGCACGCUCCGAGCCAGCUUCUAUUGGUCUGCCGGCUCGGAGAUUUGGCGCUGGCCAGGCACCCUGGCUGAGCUCGGCAGCCAGCGCUCGGGUCUUCUGCAGCUGGCCGGCCCCUUCCACGGCGACCGCUGCGGAGGCGCACCCGCAGCCUCAGGCAUCCUCUUCCUCCUCCACUUCUUCUUCUACACACAACCCAACCCACUUCCUUAUGGACGUGGAGGCGGAGCGCCGCCUGCAGGAGUUCCUUGCAGCAAGCCGCCCGCAGGCCGCGCAACACCCACACCAACACCCACACCCAAACCCACACCAACCGGCAACGCAGCUGCCACCCAACCGCCACGAACCGCAAGCCGCAGAUCGGCCCUCGCCCGCGCACGCUUCUGGGAUAGAAGGCAGCAGCAGCACCAGUGGUGGCGGUAGCAGCUGUAGUAGUGGCAGCGGCAGUGAGUUGCAACCGCUAGCAGCAUCUGCAUCUGCAUCAGCAACAGCAGCAUCUGCAUCUGCAUCAGCAACAGCAGCAACAGCAACAUCAGCAACGGCACGGUCACGAGCCCGCGCCGCCCUCCGAGACGCACCAGCCUUCAACCCCCGCGCGUCAGGCGGUGGCGGUGGCGGAGGCGGCUGUAGCACCGCCUCCUCCCGACCAGCUACUGCCACAACCACCGCAGCAGCAGCAGCAGCCAUGCCGCAGCCACAGCCACAGCCGCACCCUGCAUCGCCCACGCCCGUGGAUUGGCGGGAGAUGCUUCGGAGGGCGUGGGAGGCGGCGGAGGAGGAAGGGCGGCAGGCGGUGGCAGGAGCCGCCAUGCUGACUGACACGUUCAGCCGCGUCCACACCUACCUGCGCAUCAGCCUGACAGAGCGCUGCAACCUGCGCUGCACCUACUGCAUGCCCGACGAGGGCGUGGCGCUCACGCCCGGGGGACAGCUGCUCACCACACCCGAGAUCAUGAGGCUGGCUCGGCUGUUUGUGGAGGCGGGUGUGACCAAGGUGCGGCUCACAGGUGGCGAGCCCACCCUGCGGCGGGACAUCCUGGACCUGGUGGGGCAGCUGGGGGCGCUGAGGGUGCCCGCAGACGCCGGCAGUAGCAGCGGCAGCAGCAGCAGCAGCGGCGGUAGCAGCGGGGAGCGGCAGGCGGAGGCGGACGAGGCUGCUUUGAGCAGCGGCAGUAGCAGCGGCAGCAGCAGCGGCAGUAGCAAUAGCAGGGGCCUGAGCUCUCUGGCCAUCACCAGCAACGGCAUUGUGCUGGCGCGGCAGCUGCCGGCACUCAAGGAGGCGGGCCUGACCGCCGUGAACAUCAGCCUGGACACGCUGCGGCCCGAGCGCUUCCAGCAGCUGGCGCGACGGCCCGGACACGGCCGCGUGAUGGAGGCCAUCGCCACCGCGGCGCGGCUGGGGUUCGACCCGGUCAAGGUGAACGUGGUGGUGAUGCGCGGUGUGAAUGACGACGAGGUGGCGGACUUUGCGGCGCUGACCCGCCACCAGCCCGUCAACGUGCGCUUCAUCGAGUACAUGCCCUUUGACGGCAACGUGUGGAGCGACAGCAAGAUGGUGCCGUACCGGGAGCUGCUGACACGCCUGCGUGCCGCCUUCCCCGACACCCCUCUGGAGCGGCUGGACGACCCCCGGGGGGAGGUGGCCAAGAACUUCAGGCUGAGGGGCCACGUGGGCAGUGUGUCGUUCAUCACCUCAAUGACUCAGCACUUCUGCCACGACUGCAACCGACUGCGACUGCUGGCGGACGGAAACCUCAAGGUGUGCCUGUUCGGCUCCAGCGAGGUCAGCCUGCGCGACGCGCUCCGCGGCGGCGCCUCCGACGACGACCUGCGCCUCAUCAUCGGCGCGGCGGUGCGGCGCAAGCGGGCGGCGCACGCCGGCAUGUUCGAGCUGGCGGCGCUGCCCAACAGGCCCAUGAUCACAAUUGGCGGGUAGAGUGGAGGCGGGGGGGGGGGUAAAUGCCAGCCCAAACUGAACCGAAUCCGAUGCGAAAGGGGGGCAGGGGCAAGGGUGCAGGGGUAGAUGGGUGAGGGCGCGGGGGUGGGGGGCCGCAUGGGUGGGCGGCAGGCUUGGUGGCGGGUGGAGGCGCAUGGGUAGGUGCAGGGGUGCUGUUGCAUGGAUGCUUUGUAUUUUGGCAUGCGUCGCGGGUGAGAGGGGCAGCCAGGUAUAUGGGGAUUGGCCACAUGGCAUAGCCGCGCAGAAUGAAGGGUACGGUGUGAGGGGUUUUGCAUGGGCUGCGAUGCUAGAACUUUGUUUAGCUCCUAGAUAGGUAAAGGGCGCCAUGAUAAGUGCGCCCGUGCGAUAAGCACUAAUGACAUCCCGUGCAACAAGGAUACGGUGUGCGGGGUUUGGGCGUGGGGUGUUGUGGUAGGGCCUUGCUGAGAUGCAGCCGGGCGCUACCAUGCCUCCGCUGAACUUGUCAGCCAAUGAGUCGGGGGCUCCGGUGCUGCCGUGUGAAGAGAUAAAUCAUGUAACCAACAAAGAGUCCAGCAUGUAAUAUGAACAUCGG